Messenger RNA from Diachasma alloeum, 2444 nucleotides. Its product is annotated as SET and MYND domain-containing protein 4. The record is from RefSeq and is a predicted model, not a curated record. NCBI's taxonomy places the organism in Eukaryota, Metazoa, Arthropoda, Insecta, Hymenoptera, Braconidae. The coding region runs from base 127 to 2040 and encodes 637 amino acids. The transcript is spliced from 4 exons. Gene Ontology annotation, molecular function: protein binding.
CCGAGCCCGGCCCAAACAAAGGACUGACGCAGUAGUUGAUCGAACAGCAUCCCCGAAAGACUUCCAUCUUAACAGUUUUCAUCGCUGACCCUCACAAUUCCCAAAAAACCCCCCAAAUCCACAAAAAUGGAUUUACGUAUUCCGAACUACAUUCGAUCGAAUCCCCACGUGAUUAACGUGAUCAACGGAGUGAAUAAGCGUGGAUUUUCGUUCCUCGAGAACGACGAGGAGAAAAUCAAGUUUACGGUGCCCUAUUUCGAGCUGUUCCUGAACACAGCGACAUUUCCAACCGAUGAAAAGAGCACCGAGAAGUCGAUUGCAUUCAGAGAGGAGGGGAACAGCGAAUUCGUCUCGAAUAUUUACUCUAAUCUCGAUAAUAUCAUCGCUAUUUAUACGAAGAGUGUUGCAUACUCUCCAGGCGAUACAAAAGAGUUGGCCCUGGCGUACGCAAAUCGCAGUGCUGCAUUAUUCAAGGCGAGGGCCUACGAGGACUGCCUCUUGGACAUUGAGAAGGCCCUCGGGAGUGAUCUCUACCCGGACAGACUGCGUGCCAAAUUACUCGUGAGGAAGUGCAAGUGUCUUUAUGCUUUGAAGAGGUCUAAUGAGGCUGAGUUCAGGAGAACGACUCUCGCUGUUUCCCAGUGGCUGGGGAAAAUGGACCCCAAGGACUCGAGUAGAGAGACCAUUCGGGCUUUUUUGGAGAGGCCCAAGGCCGACGAGUCGAACAAGGACGUGGGGGAACCCUUCAAGAAGUGGCCCUGCGAGGAUUAUUCACCUGAACUCUUGGAUGAGAGUGCAUCACUCCCGGGGAUUUCAUCGGGACUGAAGUUGAAGUAUUCGGAGGACUUUGGAAGGCACUUCGUGGCUGCCAAGGACAUCAAACCUGGGGAAAUUCUUGGGGUCCAGAAGCCUUACGCCAAGGUCAUCUGUCCGGAAAUGUUCUAUAGGCUGUGCUGGCACUGCGCAGGUCAGAUCAGGGCUGGGAUCCCCUGCAGAUCGUGUGUCUAUGCGGUAUUUUGCGAUGAGGAAUGCAGGAGGAACGCUUGGAGGGAGUAUCAUGACAUGGAGUGCCUCAUUUUGCCUCUCGUACAGGCGCAGGAGGUCGAUCACGUCUUUCUCAUGGCUUUCAGACUGAGUAUUCUGGCGAUGAAGGAGGCUGGGGGCAUCGAUGGGGUCAAAAACGUUUUGAGGAAGAUUGAGUCUUGUUCAGAUUCAUUGACAAAAGGCUUUGUGAAAGGUAUUCUACAUCCAUCCGAAUUCUCGAGUAUCUGUGGCCUGAUGCAGCACGCUGACAAACGAUCCCCAUUCGCCCAAUUCUGGUGGUCAUUCUCGUCUCUAUUCAUCUCGAUUCUUAUUGUUCGUAGCACUGAAGCCAUGAGGGAAUAUGUGAUUGCUGAUAUCGUUUGUGCAGUCAGUAGAGAGGACUUCAUCUCUGUGGCUGCACUGAUUUUCAGGAACAUGCAGAUUGCAGCUAACAACGGCUACUUCGUGACAUCAGAGAAACAUGGAAAAACAGUGAAUCGAUAUUUUGCUAUCACUCCAGCAUUUUCCCUGUUUAAUCACAGCUGUCACGCAUCAGCUGGAUUACACGAUUUCAAGAACAAACUCGCUGUUUAUGCACUUACACCCAUCAAAGCUGGCGACCAGGUAUUCAUCAAUUAUGGAUGCGAUUUCCUCUCUCACACGAGGACUGAGAGACGAGAGAAGUUGAAGAUUGAGUACUGUUUCAAUUGCAAGUGCAUUGCGUGCGAGAAUGAUUGGACUUCUGAGGAUUGUCAGUCAUAUCAGAAACAAGAAUUAUCCCUGAUUGGAAGAGCAACGAUCAACGAGGUGCUCGCUGGAAGGGACCAGAUGCUUCGAACGAUCUUCAACGAGUCUCUGGAAGGAAUAAACUUCCCAUUUCGCAUAUCCAAACUCGUUGAUUGCAUCGUACACUUCAACGAGCACGCUCGUGCCCCUUGCAAGGAACUAAUUGAGUUGGAGAAAUCAUUGAACAGAGCCUUUCGUUUCUACGGGAAUCGUUAUGAAUCGCUGGAGUAAACGUCCAUUGGUCUUGAAAACUGGCAAGGUUUCAGUGUUAUCAGUUAUUUAUUAUGUUUCAUUGGUAAUUUCAAUUUCUACGCAAUUUCUUAUCUCUCAUGUGCUAACAGUAUGAGUAAACAUAAGUCUUCGGUGCAGUAGAAUUUGAAAAAAUAAUACUACAUCGAUGAGGAACAAAAAUAUUUAUUGGAUGGCGCACAAUACAUUGAAGUAUUAGAUUUCUUUCCUCCAACUGCAAUUGGGUUUUUCCAUGGAAUUUUUCGCCUACAAUAAGAUAACAAAAGAUGAAAAAAACAGGGAAGAAAAAAAAAUUAUGCAAAUCCCAAUAAUUACAUUUCAUGCAUUAUUGUAUUUCCAUGUUUAUACAGCUCCAGUUCAAUAAAAACAAAGCAUUAAGAUUGAAA